Molecule: messenger RNA, 1968 nt
Organism: Homarus americanus (American lobster)
Lineage: Eukaryota; Metazoa; Arthropoda; Malacostraca; Decapoda; Nephropidae
Exons: 4
Coding region: 258-848 (196 amino acids)
Source: RefSeq, a predicted model, not a curated record
GGGUGUCAACUGGUACACACCUCCUCGUACGCUCUACAAACCCACUCGCUGCUCUCCACACGUCAAUCUCUACCAACCAAUCGUAUCUAAAAGAAAAAAAAUAACUAAUCGCUUGGAAAUUAGAUAUAAAAUUCUCUAAUACCGCCACAGUGAUUCGUUUAGAUCGGUGUUUGAUUGGGUUUAUUGAAGAUUCGAUCGUCUUGUGAUUACUAUCUGUUUGUAGAGUUGAAAUCUCCAAGUUAAUCUCCAGUAUUAUUAUGAGGUGGCGUGAGACGGUACUGGUGGCGGCGGUGGUGGUGGUGCUGGUAGCGAGGUCGUCAGCUCAGAUGCAGACUUUGGACGCCGCUGGGGCACUACAGGUGUUACAGAGACUGGGACUGGAUCGAGGGGGCGCUAGUCUGCCGAGCGUCACGCAGGGGGAGCGGAUAAGACAAGAAGAUUCGCCCAUUUAUUACAUUAAAUUGCCUCCUCUUCCAUAUUACUACGUCAACAAUAACAUCCAGCACCAAGCCCACACCAGCACCACUUCCUUCCCCUUCCAGAAAGUCGACCUCGAUUUCACCAACAACGGACGUCCUACUCAGAUCUACCACUGGAGUCAACCAACAUCAGCUACACCUCACCCAUGGAAGCCCUCUACUACUACCACCACCACUACCACCACACCACCACCUACCACCACAGCAUCUACCACCACUACCACCAGACCUACCAAGAAGCCAUGGUUUACCCUCAAUAAGUACUUUCCUUAUAAUGGUCGUCCCUCUAAUGUUUACAUCUGGAAGCCUCGACCUCCCGUGGCUGUACAGAAAUAUAAACACCCUUACUUCAAGCAUUUUAACUACUAGGAGGCUAGCAUUAUCAUCAACUACUAGCACUACCCACAACUAUUACUACAGCUAUUACUUUUACCACCACGACUACAGUAAUUACUAUUAUUACUACAAGUAUUACUUUUACCACCAUGAUUAUAGCUCCUAUCACUUAGAACACAAUCACUACUACUACUACUACUACUAUUAGCAUGACCAUCACUACUCUCACUACUACUAGCACAACCACAACUACUACCACUACUAGCCUCUAUGGUGCUAAUAUAUCACUUUCCUAUUAGCUAGACACAAAAAGAGAUAUAUUAUUUAUGUAUUUGUUGUAACAAGUAUACACAAACAACCAGACUUAUAAUAACAUAUCAAGGGGUUGUAUAUGGUUGUAUGUUAUAUAAGGUUAUACUCCGGAGCUUCAUAUAUCACGAUCAGUUCUAUAAGUGACCAUUACUGUACACACACACACACACCUGUAAUAUAGAUCUUCUGUUUUUGACUACACUUGUUUUUGGCGUCCUUAGCAACCUCAUUAAUACGUGAGAGAUGAUUGGCUGCUGGUUUUUAAGUUAACUAAUCAACUUCCACGACCUGUCACGGUUGCUAAGGGAGUUAACCAAUCAGCUUCCACCAAUUGUCACGGUUGCUAAGGGAGUCAACCAAUCAACUUCCACCAAUUGACACGGUUGCUAAGGGAGUUAACCAAUCAGCUUCCACGACCUGUCACGGUUGCUAAGGGAGUUAACCAAUCAGCUUCCACCAAUUGAUACGGUUGCUAAGGGAGUCAACCAAUCAACUUCCACCAAUUGUUGCUAAGAAUGGAAUUUGGUCGAUAAAUCAAUUAACCUGGUCGAGAUCUGUAGAAAAAAUGUACAAAGGCAUAAAUAAUAAGAAUUAGAUUAUUGUAUUUUAACAUAAACUAACAAAAAUAGAAUAAUUAUUGUAUAUAUAAUUUUUCUCCAGCUUGAUUUACUCGCUGAGAGAUAUAAAUUAUUGUUGAUAUGUUUGUUAUUUGUGAUGUAUUUGCGUUAUGUUUUUUUUAUGACAAGUUUUUGUUGUUGAAUUAAUGACUAACAAGUGUCGUGACUCUGACGGAUUGUAAACAAAUAUGGCCGCUGGUUUUAUGACAAUGACGAAAUGUAAA